AUGAUUGCGUUACAAAAUCGGCCUAUAUUGCCUCCUGCCAAAGUGGAUAUCUCACUACUACUCAAGCCCCAAGAUGAGGAAGAAGCCCCCAGCUCCGGAUCCGUCGGGCCACCUCUGGGCUCCAUGGGCAUGAUGAUGCCAGGCCCCGCCGCCAUGGCCGCCAUGACCAUGCCACCACUGUCCAAGGCCGGCUCCACGGGUGCCCCCAAGCGUCUCCAACCGUCACAUACCUCCGAAUCACCCGCCAAGAAGCAAUCCAAGUGGUCCCCAGAUGAGGAUUCUCUGAUCAUCGAACUACGCGGGAGUGGGAUGAAGUGGGAGGAUAUCAGCAAACGACUCCCAGGACGCAGUGCCAUCAGUUGUCGCCUUCAUUAUCAGAACUACCUGGAACGUCGAAGUGAAUGGGAUGAGGAUAAGAAGAACAAACUCGCCCGGUUAUACGAAAGAUUCAAAGCCGAAAUGUGGUCCAAAGUAGCGGAAGAAAUGGCCAUUCCAUGGCGUGCAGCAGAGGCCAUGCACUGGCAGCUGGGAGAGCAAGAGAUGGCCCGCCGUGCGGGCGUCGUCCCCUUCUCCCUCUCCAGUGCGGCCAUCGAUCCCCCGACCACCACCAGAACCCGUCGUGCCAGCACCUCUCUCUCCCGGCCGAGAAAAGGGUCUCAUUCACGCGCAAUCCCGGGUCACAUCCCAGGCUACCCACCGCAGCUUCCCUCUCUGGAAGAGCUCACUGCAGGGGUGCCCGCAUACGCACCCCCUCCCCCGAGGGACUUUUAUGGACGACCCGACAUGGGCAUUCCCCCACCGGGUCUCAUGGGACCUCACUUGGGCAUGCCCCCGCGGACUAUGCCUUGA
Molecule: messenger RNA, 849 nt
Organism: Penicillium brevicompactum
Lineage: Eukaryota; Fungi; Ascomycota; Eurotiomycetes; Eurotiales; Aspergillaceae
Product: MYB DNA-binding domain protein
Exons: 3
Coding region: 1-849 (282 amino acids)
Biological process (GO): regulation of DNA-templated transcription
Cellular component (GO): nucleus
Molecular function (GO): DNA-binding transcription factor activity, RNA polymerase II-specific; RNA polymerase II cis-regulatory region sequence-specific DNA binding
Source: RefSeq, a predicted model, not a curated record